Molecule: messenger RNA, 2791 nt
Organism: Frankliniella occidentalis (western flower thrips)
Lineage: Eukaryota; Metazoa; Arthropoda; Insecta; Thysanoptera; Thripidae
Gene: ScsbetaG
Product: succinate--CoA ligase [GDP-forming] subunit beta, mitochondrial
Exons: 10
Coding region: 79-1623 (514 amino acids)
Biological process (GO): tricarboxylic acid cycle; succinyl-CoA metabolic process
Cellular component (GO): succinate-CoA ligase complex; mitochondrion
Molecular function (GO): succinate-CoA ligase (GDP-forming) activity; ATP binding
Source: RefSeq, a predicted model, not a curated record
UACAUCCGAUGAUUUUUAUCUUGGUAAAUCCAGCCGCCCGGUGUGAAAACAAACAGGCAAACGGUGGCGUGUCCUUCGAUGACUUACGUAAGAGGCUGGGCGCGCGGCGGGAGCAGUGCGCUCAACUGCCCUCAACCCGUUUACCCCAUCAAGGCAUGUCGUCUGCUAGCAGACGCCACAAACAACAACAAACUUCACUUCAUCCGGGAGAUAAAAGAAGAUCGCUGGCGUGCGCAUAACGCGCGUAUUCGCACCAACCACAACACGGUCCGGACAGGCAGCAGCCGCUCUCGCUCUGGAUUAGCUCUCAAAUUCCAAGCCAUCAUGGCAGGACUUCUGAAAUCAGCUUUCCAUCUGUCACACACAGCUCAGUGUCUGUCUGGGCUGAAAAAGGUGAAUGCUAUGCAGGUUCGGUUCUUAAACUUAUUGGAGUACCAGAGCAAAGUGUUGAUGGAAAACCAUGGAGUCAAUAUUCAGAAAUUUAAGAUGGUUAGAAAUGCAGAUGACGCCAAAACUCUAUCUAAAGACUUGGCGGUUGAUGAAUAUGUAGUGAAGGCACAGAUUCUUGCCGGCGGUCGAGGUAAAGGUCACUUCAGCAAUGGGUUUAAGGGAGGUGUCCACAUUACUAAAGAUGCAAAUCAAAUCUGGCCUCUGGCUGAAAAAAUGGUUGGUCACAAGCUAAUUACCAAGCAAACGCCUCCUAGUGGAAUCAUGGUGAACUCUGUUAUGGUGGCCGAAUCCAUUGUUAUCAAGCGAGAAACUUAUUUUUGCAUUUUAAUGGACAGGGCACAUAAUGGACCAGUGCUAAUAGCAUCCCCAGCUGGAGGCAUGGACAUUGAGGAGGUUGCAGUUUCCAGCCCACAUCUUGUGAAGACUAUUCCUAUUGAUAUUAUUGAAGGAGUGACUGAUGACAUGGCAUUGACUGUUGCUGAAUUUCUGGAGUUUCAUGGAACCUCACGUCAGAAGUGUGCAGAGCAGGUUAAGGCUUUGUGGAGCCUCUUUACCGGGGUUGAUGCUGUGCAGUUAGAGAUCAACCCGCUGGCUGAAACAGACACAGGCGAUGUGGUGUCUGUAGACGCCAAGAUACAGUUCGAUGACAACGCUCAAUUUAGACAGAAAGAUGUCUUUGCCAUGGAUGAUACCACUGAGUCUGAUCCUAGGGAGGUGGAGGCUGCCAAGUACAACUUAAAUUACAUUGGCAUGUCUGGAGACAUUGGUUGCUUGGUAAAUGGGGCAGGUUUAGCCAUGGCAACAAUGGAUCUUAUCCAUCUGCAUGGGGGACAACCUGCCAAUUUCCUUGAUGUUGGAGGCAGCGUCAAUGAAACACAAGUGAAACAGGCCUUUGACAUUAUUUCCUCAGAUCCUAAUGUGAAAGCUAUCCUUGUUAAUGUAUUUGGUGGUAUUGUGAACUGUGCAACUAUUGCUACUGGAGUAGUUAAUGCUACUCGUGCCUCUGGUCUAAAGUUACCUCUGGUUGUCCGCUUGGAAGGUACUAAUGUUGAUGCUGCCAAAAAAAUUCUUCAAGACUCUGGACUGCCCAUCAUCCAAGCUAAGGAUUUGGACCAUGCUGCAAUGACUGCUGUUGAUCAAGCCUCCUUGAAAGCUAAAGCACAAGCCUGCUGAAAAGAAGAAGGAAGCAGACCUUUGUGAUGCCACUUCCAGCUUCUUUGUAUUGUGAUGCAUUUUCUUAUCCUUGAUGAUUACUAAACAAGUCAUUCUCAUACAUGUCGCGUUCAUAUUAUUAGUAUAAUUCUUAAAUCAGUGACUAUAUAAUCUAUUAUACUACCUGCACCUAGGGGACACAGUAGACUUUUAAAAGAGUCACUACAAUUUUUCUGGUUACGCUUAGAUGAGUGCCUUUCACAUCAAUCGUUUUGCUUGCCUGAUUGUCUCACAUUUUGUAUAGCAUAUGAAUAGUUCUGAAGACUGAAUUCAUCCUGAUAGCGCCAUCGGUUUAGAUUUGACAUAGUACAAGUGACAAUACUAGUAUCAGGUGUCAAAUAUGUGAUCAAAUUAAAUUAAGGUUUUGUUUUGUAGGCUAUUAAGCUUACAAAUAUUGUAGCCAUAAAUUUAUUAUACCUCGUUACAUUUGUAUAGUUGUUUUUUUGGUUUUUUUGUCUCUUUUAAGGAACAGUUUAUACAAUUUUAUCAAUGAUAAAAUGGGCAUAAUUAUGAACCACUGAUGCAAAGAAAGAGAUUUCUGCCUUCUUGGUUUGAAUAUGGGAGAAGAAAAUCUCUUGUGUAUUUAUUCUCAAACCUAGUAAUAUAGAAAUGUAUUAGAAAACUGUUUAACUUCUUCUUUGCAUUCUUAUCAUCAAUUUUAAUCAGACUGAGUUCAUUCUUAUUUCAUUGUUCAUUUGUAUCUAUUGUUUCACAAUGUUAUCAUUAUUACGAGUCCACAUAUUCAUUUCUGGAGGAAAGGUGCCAAAUACAUUCCCUCGGGGAAGGAGUGCAUUUAUAUAUGAGACCUCAUUGAGGAUUGAGUCUUAUUCCGUUUGGGAGAGUGUUUAGUGCCUUCACUGUAUUUCACUGGUUAGGAGUCUUUCUCUGUACUGUCUUCAAAUUCUUUUCAUUUUUUAAAAAACUUUUUUAGUCCAUAGUUUUGGCAGUGCUCAAUUAGAUUUAUUUAGUGUAGAAAGAAAUGAGUAGUGGUUGUAUUUCGGCUGUGCCAAUGUUUUCCCAAGUUGUCAAAAAAUGUGGCGUGUGGGGCUGAUUUAAACAUCAGAAAUCUGUUCAGCCCUUACUAUUUGGUUGUGAAAUAAAAUGAAAUAAAACAAAAUAUGCAAAAUGA